Messenger RNA from Coregonus sp. 'balchen', 2827 nucleotides. Lineage: Eukaryota; Metazoa; Chordata; Actinopteri; Salmoniformes; Salmonidae. The record is from the annotation of a GenBank genome assembly.
AUGGAGGAGACAGCAGUGUGGUUUGACAUGGAGGAGGCAGCAGUGUGGUUUUACAUGGAGGAGACAGCAGUGUGGUUUGACAUGGAGGAGACAGCAGUGUGGUUUGAGGUGGAGGAGACAGCAGUGUGGUUUGAGGUGGAGGAGACAGCAGUGUGGUUUGACAUGGAGGAGACAGCAGUGUGGUUUGACAUGGAGGAGACAGCAGUGUGGUUUGACAUGGAGGAGACAGCAGUGUGGUUUGAGGUGGACGGCUCAACUACCAACAAGAUCUCACGGUUUCACUUCAGUAUUCAACGUUUGCCCGGGAGGGGAGAGGGGAUAAAAGUCUAUGGGGGAAAUGAAAGUAGGGAAGGGUUAAUGUUGUUCAAAAAGAAAAAAUGGACUGUUUAGCAUAAAGUAAUACGUGCUCACAUUGCCCCCUAGUGGACGGUAUUGAAGGCAUCUCUUGUCGUUCAGGGGACCUGGACAAACGUUGAAUACUGAAGUGUAUCUGCUGAGAUCCGGCUGCAACAACAGUGGAUACAAGUUUCAACAAGGCACAGUGAGAGAACGCUGGAUACCAGGCUCAACAAGGCAAAGAACCUGGAAACCAGGCUCAACAAGGCACAGUGAGAGGACGCGGAUACCAGGCUCAAUGAGGCACAGGGAGAGAACGCUGGAUACCAGGCUCAACAAGGCACAGUGAGAGAACGCUGGAUACCAGGCUCAAUGAGGCACAGUGAGACAACGCUGGAUACAACACUCAACGAGGCACAGUGAGAGAACGCUGGAUACCAGGCUCAACAAGGCACAGUGAGAGAACGCUGGAUACCAGGCUCAACAAGGCACAGUGAGAGAACGCUGGAUACCAGGCUCAACAAGGCACAGUGAGAGAACACUGGAUACCAGGCUCAACGAGGCACAGUGAGAGAACGCUGGAUACCAGGCUCAACAAGGCACAGUGAGAGAAACGCUGGGAUACAAACACUCAACGAGGCACAGUGAGAGAACGCUGAAUACAACACUCAACGAGGCACAUGAGAGAACGCGGAUGGAUACCAGGCUCAACGGGCAUAACGCUGGAUACCAGGCUCAACGAGGCACAGUGAGAGAACGCUGGAUACCAGGCUCAACGAGGCACAAUGAGAGAACGCUGGAAACCAGGCUCAACAAGGCACAGUGAGAGGACGCUGGAUACCAGGCUCAAUGAGGCACAGUGAGAGAACGCUGGAUACCAGGCUCAACAAGGCACAGUGAGAGAACGCUGGAUACCAGGCUCAAUGAGGCACAGUGAGACAACGCUGGAUACAACACUCAACGAGGCACAGUGAGGAGAAACGCUGGAUACCAGGCUCAACAAGGCACAGUGAGAGAACGCUGGAUACCAGGCUCAACGAGGCACAGUGAGGAGAAACACUGGAUACCAGGCUCAACGAGGCACAGUGAGAGAACACUGGAUACCAGGCUCAAUGAGGCACAGUGAGAGAAUGCUGGAUACCAGGCUCAACAAGGCACAGUGAGAGAAUGCUGGAUACCAGGCUCAACAAGGCACAGUGAGAGAACGCUGGAUACCAGGCUCAACGAGGCACAGUGAGAGAAUGCUGGAUACCAGGCUCAACAAGGCACAGUGAGAGAACGUUGGAUACCAGGCUCAACGAGGCACAGUGAGAGAACGGUGCUGAAGAGCUCCAUCUGGGCUGGCUGUUAGGCAGCUUAGUCUGUCUCUCUGAUCUGAUGGAUGUAUUAGUCUGAUGUUUAUACGGGUCACAUUAACAACUGGUCUUAUUCUGUCUCUCUGAUCCGAUGGGUAGAAAUGUAACCACUCUCAAAUUCAUAGACAGAGCUACGGAUGCAAGGCCUGGCCGUCCAUGACAUCACCAUGAUAUAUCUGAACCAUGUUCUGAGGCUAUAGGGUGUGUUUAGAAACAUUGGAGUAAAAACAGCUUCUAUUUUGGGUUCUGAUGAGGUUUGACAGUUGAGCUGAGCUCAUGACGCAUUAAUAAGUUAUAUUCUUCAAGAAUCAAUGGGUGUGUCAUAAAUGUACAAGUCCAAAAAUGGAUGUAGCAACUAAGAGUUCUAGCGUUAAGGAAAUAGACGCCUGGCUCAGAUAGAAUCCUAUCUCGAAUAAGCGACGGUUGUGUUCGGUGAUUGAAGCCAAUAAACGCCCUGGCUAUUGAAGAUUUGCAAUAGUAAUUCACUACAACAGUUACAAUGAUGAUUCAGUUGGUAGACCUAUGAUGAUUCAGUUGGUAGACCUAUGAUGAUUCAGUUGGUAGAUCUAUGUUGAUUCAGUUGGUAGAUCUAUGUUGAUUCAGUUGGUAGAUCUAUGUUGAUUCAGUUGGUAGAUCUAUGUUGAUUCAGUUAGUUACAAUGAUUCAGUUGGUAGAUCUAUGAUGAUUCAGUUGGUAGACCUAUGAUGAUUCAGUUGGUAGACCUAUGAUGAUUCAGUUGGUAGACCUAUGCAUAGUUGUUUUAAGUGUCAUAGUUGUUUUAAUGGUAUCAUAGUUGUUUUAAUGGUAUCAUAGUUGUUUUAAUGGUAUCUUCAGUGUCUAAAUGUAUCUUUAUGUUUUGUGGAAGUGUACUUCACGCUCAUUAACUCUCUCUAAUAAUGUGUGUGUCUGUGUUCUUCAGUGGAGUGGCAAAGGCCCGUGUGAUGGCGUAUUUUGGUGAGGGGGAGGGGCCUAUCCAUGUGGACAACGUGAAGUGCUCUGGCGAGGAGCGUUCGUUGGUCGACUGCCUCAAACAGCCAACCGGGACGCAUAACUGUCGCCAUAGCGAAGACGCCGGGGUCAUCUGUGACUACGGCCAAUCACAGCUCAGCCAUACAGAGGGCAAAGGUCAGUGGUGA